Pristis pectinata (smalltooth sawfish) is the source of this 2033-nucleotide messenger RNA. It is a transcript of the gene krr1, whose product is annotated as KRR1 small subunit processome component homolog. Gene Ontology annotation, molecular function: RNA binding. Gene Ontology annotation, cellular component: small-subunit processome; nucleolus. Bases 174 to 1280 code for a protein of 368 amino acids. The transcript has 10 exons. The record is from RefSeq and is a predicted model, not a curated record. NCBI's taxonomy places the organism in Eukaryota, Metazoa, Chordata, Chondrichthyes, Rhinopristiformes, Pristidae.
ACAGAGCAGGGAUUCCAACACCCCCUCCCUGCUGCAGUGGGCUCCGGGCAUCACCACAGGGGGUAGGAACCACCGGUGCACCGGAACUCAUGUUCGGGGAGUGAUCCGGGGGGGACUUUCCGUGCUGUACCGGCGGAAGUGGGCGCACGGACGGUGUUGGGCGCUGCGCCGGCAUGGAGCCGGGGGGAGAGGCGGCUUCGGGCGGGAAGAAACGUGGGAGAAGCGGAGCUGAAGAAUCGGAGCUGUUGACGGUACCAGAAGGGUGGAAGGAGGCACCAUUUACCAAAGAAGACAAUGUCCAUGGGCUCCUGGAGGAGAGCAGCUUUGCGACCCUGUUCCCUAAAUACAGAGAGGCCUAUCUGAAGGAAUGCUGGCCUUUGGUGCAGAAUGCACUGAGUGAUCACCACAUUAAAGCAUCAUUAGAUUUGAUCGAAGGCAGCAUGACAGUCUCCACCACAAGGAAGACAUUUGAUCCAUAUGCUAUCAUCAAGGCCAGAGACUUGAUAAAACUUUUGGCAAGAAGCGUUCCGUUUGAGCAAGCAGUUCGUAUUUUUCAGGAUGACGUGGCGUGUGACAUCAUUAAGAUAGGCUCACUUGUCAGGAACCGCGAGCGAUUAGUGAAAAGGAGAACAAGGCUUAUUGGACCAAAGGGAUCAACAAUUAAGGCCUUGGAGUUGUUGACAAACUGCUACAUUUUGGUGCAAGGGAAUACCGUGUCUGCACUGGGGCCAUACUCUGGGCUUAAAGAGGCCAGAAAAGUAGUCAUUGAUACCAUGAAGAAUAUUCAUCCGAUCUAUAAUAUCAAGACGUUGAUGAUUAAACGGGAAUUAGCAAGAGACAAGGAGCUAAGGAUACAGAACUGGGAGCGCUUUCUGCCUACUUUCAAACCCAAGAACAUAAGCAAACGCAAAGUGCCCAAAAAGAAGAGGACCAAGAAGGAGUACACACCUUUCCCUCCACCACAGACAGAAAGCAAGAUUGAUCAGGAACUGGCAACUGGCGAGUACUUUCUCAAGGAGAAAGACAAGAGGAGAAAAAAAUUACGUGAAACAAAGGCAAAGGAAGCAGAGGCAACAGCUAGACGAAUGGAAGAAAGAAAUAAAGCUUUUAUUCCUCCUAAAGAGAAACCCAUGGUUAAAGCAAAGAAAGCUGUAGAAACCAAAAUUGAUGUUCAAGUUUUUAAAGAAAAAGUGAAAGCAGCCAAGAAAAAGAAACUAGGAGCUCCAGCAGCAGAGGAAGUUGCACAGAAGUUGGCUCAAAAGGAGAAGAAGAAAAAAUAAAACUGGCUUAAUUUUUCACAUCUCCUAACAUGCUUUUGACAAGCAUGGUUGAACCAUCUAUGACUGGCGUCAUGCUCAUUGAGGCUGUAUCAUAUUUCUCACCACUGCUGAUGGUUAAAAAUAGCCAACAAACAUGAAGUGGAAACAGAAGAGCUCAGCUAUUGAUGUUUGAGGAUGGGACUGAUUCAUGCAGUUGGACCAGUACAUGUGAUUCCCCAGCUAUCUCCUAUCUCAGAAUGGUUAACUGGUUCAAUCAGAUCUUGACAGCUGAGCACUAGGUGCUUUUUAUUGUCACCAUCAGUUGAUUCCUUGAUCAGGAUGACUUGGGUAUGAUUUUUUUUAAAUGCAGGUAGGGGGAAAAAAUCCAUUCUAAACCUUGUGUUAGUAGUCUUAGUGGGCACAGAUUGUGGGGGUAUGUUUCACCUGACUACUGCAUUCAGAAACAUGCAAAGACUUUGACUGAAAUUCAUGCAGACUGCACCUAUCCUGCUGUGUCCAUUUCUGUGUGAGCGUUCUCAGUCUAGCUGUUGCCCGUGAAGGUAAAAUUAUUGUUUUUCUUCGAGGUAUUGGAAAUGAAGCCUUCCAUGAACUUCAAAGACAGUGAAAUCUGUUUAGUGUGGAGAUGGAACUGUUCAGUCUAUUGGACAUGGUACCAUGCAGAGAAAAUGUUUUGAAAUUUCUACUAUGGUAUCUGACGCCUUGUGUAAUGUCUAAAAUUAACUGAUUUUGUUUCAUUAAAUGUUUAUAAUUAAC